Molecule: messenger RNA, 877 nt
Organism: Rana temporaria (common frog)
Lineage: Eukaryota; Metazoa; Chordata; Amphibia; Anura; Ranidae
Gene: BRD3OS
Product: BRD3 opposite strand
Exons: 2
Coding region: 400-651 (83 amino acids)
Source: RefSeq, a predicted model, not a curated record
UGAGCUGCACAUCGCCGGAACAUUUGUGUUUUACCGUUGUUUCCGGGGACAGAAUGGUGAGGGCACCGGCCCGGGGUUCAGCGUUACCAUGGUAGCAGACGGUGAUUUGCAGCUUAUCUACUGCAGAGGACAGCGGGGAGACGACUGAACGGGUAUCUUGACAUUGCUGGACACAUUUCACUUCCUUCAGAAAGAUUCUGAGAGAUGCUGCAGUCAGACCUGCUGAGGGGCACCUUCAUUUCCCACCUCUUCAGGUUCAAUGCCAUGAUAAUAACGACCCCUGACUACCUUGUGUAUGAACUGUCCUGGAAACUCUCUAUUUAAAGGGCAGGGAGGGAAUUCAUAGAGACGCAGCCUCCAGGACUGAUUAGACACUACAGAAUACAUUGCAGGAAGGUGAUGAGCAGUGGACGGGUACCAUUGGCUGAAAAAGCCAUGUCAGAAGGUUACGCCAGACUGCGGUACAGAGACACUUCCCUCCUCAUCUGGCAGCAACAACAGCAGAAGCUGGAGACAGUGGCACCUGGGACAUAUCUGAGCCGGAGUCAAAGUAUGUGGUACUCACAGUAUGGGAAUCAGUCCAUCUUGGUCCGCGACAAGAAUAGCAUCUCUAGAGACACCGGACAGUCCAAGUUCUGCACUGUAAUGUGAAGUGGCAUUACCUGUCAACAGUAUUUACUUGUUGCACUUUAUUUAGUCACACAACAGGCUUACAUACUUUUGUUGCAUUAGGAAAGGCAGCUGUGCACUUAAAGGGAACAGUUAUUUGUAAAGAUUUAUGCUGAUCACAUUCAUCAGCUAAACACUUAUGCCGCGUACACACCAUCACUUUAUGUGAUGAAAAAAAACGACGUUUUUAAAAACGUCACUUUAAAUG